Messenger RNA from Paramormyrops kingsleyae, 1256 nucleotides. RefSeq names its product receptor-transporting protein 3-like. Gene Ontology annotation, molecular function: olfactory receptor binding. Gene Ontology annotation, biological process: protein targeting to membrane; protein insertion into membrane. The record is from RefSeq and is a predicted model, not a curated record. Lineage: Eukaryota; Metazoa; Chordata; Actinopteri; Osteoglossiformes; Mormyridae.
CUGGAGUUCACUGUAUUCGCAGAUACAGGAGUAUAAAUAGAGGAACUAGAGUACAGGCUGGAGAGAAUCAAGCAAGCAGCUGUACAAGUCAAGAAACUGAUAUACAAGUUAAAAUAAAUAAAUCAAUUUUAAAAGUCAUGAAUCGAGAAUGGCGGGAAAUUUUCCAGAAGAGGAUAGAAGAACUGGGGAAAAGUGAUAGCUGGCAGAUAGAACGUGAUGAUUCGAUCAUAGCAAACGCUCCAGAACAUGGAUGGAUGGAGUACAUCCGCAACAUCAAUGGGAGGUUCAAAUGCUCAAAGUGCAAGAAUAUGUGGCCCUCAAAAAGGGUGAAGGUGGUGUUUAACAUGCGCCUGAGAACGCAGGAGGAGCGGGGCACCGUCAAGGUGCGUUUCUACAAACAGAAGUGCAAGAGGUGUGCAGAUCCUGAUUUUGAGGAGCCCCGAUUCCGAACGGACAACAUAGACCUGCUUUUGGAGAAGCUAAUGGAGAAAAUUCGAAUCAAGUGCUACAAGGAGGAUUGUGGCGAGAAGGGGAAGUUCUUCCACUUUGAUGGGAAGGUAGAUGGUCCGCAUGAGACCAGCCAUUGUGAGGCCUGUCUCCAAGGCGUCUGCACUAAAAGCUGACUUCUGAACAUUGUCGUGCCACUAACAAUGUCACAUGCAUUCAGCAUAUUGGAAUAUAUAAAACAUAAGAAAUAUACAAUAUUACUAGCAAUGUUGAUGGCGUUUGUGUAUUAAAUUGAAUAUUUUUCAAUGAUCACUACAGAAACAUGAACUGUUCUGAAUGAAUGAAAGUUUCUAAAUCAAAUGUUUGGUUAAACAAUGCACUUGUCAAACCCACCAGGUUGUAAACUGCAACUUAUUUGGUACUGUGUUGUAAGAGGAACCCAGAUACAAUAUAAUUAUAUACUCCUCUAAAGCAAUGCUAUGUUUUCAUCUUCAAUCAAUGGCAGCUUUCAUCUUUAAAAAAUGCUUUUGUUGCUGGUUUAAACUGAUUCUUACAGUAUAAAUCCCCUGUCCCAUGAUCAUGUACUGCCUAAGAGAUUGGGAACUGGAAAACUACUGUAGUAACAGUAGCCUAUUAAAAAAUAUUCAGAGUAAUGAGUAUUUCUGAAUUGCGUUUUCCCCCAUAUAACACUAAGUUACAAAUGCAGCUCAGACGUUGUAACUCACCUUCUCUUUUUUUCUGAAAGAAUGGGAAGAAAAAGGCAUCUUAACUUUGACUAUUUAUUGCAAUAAAAAAGCCCUUGAAAUAUA